Messenger RNA from Bicyclus anynana (squinting bush brown), 1309 nucleotides. RefSeq names its product transport and Golgi organization protein 2 (gene Tango2). NCBI's taxonomy places the organism in Eukaryota, Metazoa, Arthropoda, Insecta, Lepidoptera, Nymphalidae. The record is from RefSeq and is a predicted model, not a curated record. Bases 189 to 1013 code for a protein of 274 amino acids. The transcript has 6 exons. Gene Ontology annotation, cellular component: Golgi apparatus. Gene Ontology annotation, biological process: protein secretion; Golgi organization.
AAUGUCAUAAAUAGGUAUUUAAAAAAUACAAAUUUAAAAAAUUCUUUCACAAUUCACAUUUGUUUUGAUAACAAUUAACAUUAGUUAGAUGAAAAUAAAUACAUAGUAUCAAGAACAUACUGAGUACAGUGUCAGUAACGUAAUAAAAUCGAGGACGAAGUCAAAUUAGUUGUCCUGACUCUGAAACUAUGUGCAUUGUUUUUGUUUACAAUGGUGCAAAUGAAACUGAAAGUGACUAUAGCCUUAUUCUAAUUUCAAACAGAGAUGAACAUUUCGAGCGUCCCGCACAAUGUAUGUCUCCUUGGAAGGAGGAUUCUACUGUUUACGGAGGCACAGAUUUAGAGCCAGGCUGCGGAGGAGGUACAUGGCUGGCUGUAAGUCCACACAGGAGAAAAUUAGGAUUGCUGUUAAAUCUACCAGGAGUGAAAAAAGAGAAUGCUAAAAGUAGAGGUAAAAUAGUGUCAGACUAUGUAAUGAGUGACAUGGCUGUAUCAGAUUAUAUAGAUUUUAUUCACAUUUAUUCAAAGCAGUGCAAUGAAUUUGUGUUUUUAUCACUGGAUUUUGGGAAUUCAACACCUAAAAUAGAAACCUACAACAAUGCAACUGAUGAACUGAAUGAAUGGUCUGACACAUACUUGGGAUUUAGCAAUUCCCUUCCAAAUAAACCUUUAAAGAAGGUAGAAGCUGGCAAGAAUAAACUUAAAUCCAUUUGUAGCAGGUUAAACAAAAUAAAAGACAGAUCACAACUUAUUGAUGAACUUCUGCAUCUAUUGCAAAACAAAGAAAGUCAUUUACCAGAUGACCAGUUGGAGAGCAGGCAACCAGUACUUUACAAAGAAUUAAGCUCAAUUUUUGUUAGCAUCCCAAUAGGAAAAUAUGGUACAAGAGCACACACCAUUAUGCUGUUGAGUAAAUCAGGGCAUAUAGAUUUGAUUGAGAUUAGUAUGCAGUCACCUAUUGAUGUUGGAAAUCCUCAUUGGGAGAGAAGUGAAUUUCAAUUUGACCUUUUGUAGCAAUGAAAAAACACUUUAAGAAAAUAGUUUUAAGAAAGUGUUAUUAGAGUAACUAGAAUUACAAGAACUCUUCCAUCUUAAACUAGUCAAGCACACCUGUUAUUGGAUUUCAAAAAAUAGUACUUUUUGGUACUAUCAUAAUAGUAUACAUGUAGUUGUGUUUGUCAUUUUAAUGUAAUGAACAUUUCACAAUGGUUCAGUAUUCUAAUGAAAUAUAAAAUGUAUUUGUUGUGAAUAGAAAUGUUAUAUAUUUUUUAUACAAUUGUUAGAAAUAAAACAUUUAUUUGAUUAAAUAA